AUGAAUAUAAGUGGCUACCUGCCGUGGUGGUGGCAGGCUACCUGUCUCAUAUGUACAGUAAUCGCUUUGGGUAUCUCUGGGUACUCUAUAACGAUGCAGUUUCUGAACUACCGGAGACCAUACGAGCAGCGAUUGACGGUGCGGAUACAACUGAUAGUACCCAUAUUUUGCAUAACAUGCUUGACAGCCACAUUGCAUCCUGCGAUUUCUGAACUUUACCUGGAUCCCAUAAGGGAGGUUUACGAAGCAUUUGUGAUAUAUACGUUUUUCUCUUUACUAAUACUAAUCCUAGGAGGUGAACGUCGAAUAAUUACCGAAAUAUGCCUUGAGCACAUCCCCUCUAGUCAUGCAAUACCGAUAUUCGGUAGAUUUAUGAGGAAGAUAGACUUAUCAGACCCUAGUGAUUUUCUGAUGGUGAAAAGAGGGAUACUACAAUACGUGUGGUUCAAGCCGUUUUAUUGCCUAGGGUCUUUAGUAUGCGUUGUCUGGGAUAUCCCAAAAUUUUCAACCGUGCUAUUAAUACUAUACAACAUCUCGGUUACAUGGUCUCUGUAUAAUUUGGCAUUGUUCUGGAAGUGCUUUUACAGCGACUUGAAACCAUUCAACCCGUGGAGCAAAUUCCUUUGCGUAAAGUUAAUUAUUUUCGCAUCCUAUUGGCAGGGCAUCUUAAUUCAGCUGUUGGCUAUGAAUGGGUGGUUUGAUAGCAAUGGUAGUUUCGACGCUGCUUACGUGUACCAAAAUGGGCUACUAAGCGUUGAGAUGAUUGGAUUUGCUGUUUUACAUUCCAUCGCAUUUUCAUGGACGACAUACUCUUCAAAAAGCAUGCCUCAAAGUGCCAGAAUGGCCUAUUUGCAUGCCUUGAAAGAUUGCUUUGGAUGUCGUGAUUUGAAGUGGGAUUUUGCAUAUACCCUGAUGGGUCCGACAUACUACAAUUAUCAGAAUUUUGAGCCAACUGCUGAUAGUUCAUUGAUUGCACGGGCAGAUCCAUCAUCUCGCAUGCGCAGGCUCCAGCAUGGAUUCAGAUUUGAAAACCAAGGGGAAAGCAGGCACUGGGUAAACUAUGGAAGCAUAUCUUCCGGGAAUAAUAGUUCGCAAUCGAAAAAAACGAGUCAUGAUAGUUUGGAAAAAUGGGAUGACAGCAUUGCAGGUCAAGGUUACAUCCCAAAUGAUCCUAAUUACCCCGUCAUAUCGGAUAUUCCGAAUGGCCAUCGCUACAGCCCCAGCAUCAACUCAUUAAGAAGAGAUGUCACAAGCAGGUCAAGCAUUGUUUAA
Molecule: messenger RNA, 1272 nt
Organism: Zygotorulaspora mrakii
Lineage: Eukaryota; Fungi; Ascomycota; Saccharomycetes; Saccharomycetales; Saccharomycetaceae
Gene: HFL1
Product: Hfl1p
Exons: 1
Coding region: 1-1272 (423 amino acids)
Biological process (GO): transport
Molecular function (GO): transporter activity
Source: RefSeq, a predicted model, not a curated record